This is a messenger RNA of Chlamydomonas reinhardtii, 2979 nucleotides long. RefSeq lists its product as uncharacterized. Gene Ontology annotation, molecular function: kinase activity. The coding region runs from base 137 to 2488 and encodes 783 amino acids. The transcript has 16 exons. The record is from RefSeq and is a predicted model, not a curated record. Lineage: Eukaryota; Viridiplantae; Chlorophyta; Chlorophyceae; Chlamydomonadales; Chlamydomonadaceae.
CCGACGUAACCUACCAACAUAACCAAGAACCGCAUUAGCAAUGCUGAAAGCCCUUCGGGAGGCCGGGGGCCAAAUUGCGAACUUAGUCCAUAGCCACAAGCCGGAGAUUAAGCAUCCAGCUCCAAAUGUUGCGGGUAUGGACCCCUCAGAAGGACAGAAGGAGUCGGCACCAAACGCAGGCAUUCGGGUCGGAGUGCUGCAAGCAAGCGCGCUGGUUGACCACGUAUGCUCAGUCACGCGCGAGACUUUGGAACGGCUUGCUGGUGCUGAGGUCGCAGGUUCCCAGCGCUGCACGCUGGCGGAGCUGCAGAACAUCCUCUCCUCCGUGGGAGAGUUCCACUCCAAGGCUGGCGGGUCCGCCAGCAACGUUGGGCGGGCGCUGGCGCUAGGGUUUGGCAUUGGCGUGCAGCUGGUCGGUACGCGCGGAGCUGACGAGUGGGGCGUCAUGUUCACCAGCAGUGUGCACCGCGCGGGCGUGGAUGUGACGCACAUGCGCGUGCAGCCGGACGGGCACACAGGCCGCUCUGCCAUCCUCACAUGCGACGGAGAGCGCACCAUGCGAACCUACACAGACCCCAAGGUGACCACGCGGCCGGGCGACCUGGUCGCUGACGACUUCUCCGGCUGCGACUGGGUGUUCCUGUCCUGCUAUUCGCUCUACAGCGAGGGGCUGCUGCCGCGGGCCGUGCAGCUGGCCAACCAGGUGGGUGCCAAGGUGGUCCUGGACCUGGCCUCAUACGAGGUGGUUCGCGCCUACCACAAGCCGCUCAUGGAGCUGCUCCAGAGCGGCGGCGUGCACUUCUGCAUCUGCAACGAGGACGAGGCGCAGAUGCUGGUCAAGUGCUCGGAGGACGCCGCGGCCGCCGUGGCCGCCGCCGCCGCCAAGGGCUCGGUGGUGCCGCAGCACGCCGCCGCCGCAGCCGCCAUCGGCUUCCCGCCUGACAGCAACCUGCCGGCCGCCGUGCUGAGCCUCAUCCUGCGCUACUGCCACGGCGGCGUGGUCACUCGCGGCGUGCUGGGCUGCGUGGCGGCCAGCCGAGACCUGCAGGCGGCGGCGGGCGGGGCGGAGGCGGGGCCGCAUGCAGGGCUGGUGGCGGUGCCGGCGGUGCCGGGCAUUGCGGUGGUGGACACGACCGGCGCCGGGGACCACUUCACAGCGGGCUUCAUGUACGGCCUGAUGACGCGGCAGCCGCUGGAGCGCUGCUGCGAGGUGGCGUGCCUGGCGGGCGCCAGCGCGGUGCGGGUGCUGGGCGCGGAGCUGGCGCAGAAGGACUGGGCCUGGUUCCAUGCACGGCUGCACGGCGAGCUGGCGGGAGACGUGGUCCAGGAGAGCAGCGCCGCAGAGGUGGCGCAGGAGCUAUUGGGGUGCUACUCCCUCAUCGGGCGGCUGGGUCGUGGCGUGGUGUACUUUGGGAGCGCCCGCCUGGCACAGUCGUCACCAUACUGGGACAGGGCCGUUCGGCUGGCGGAGAGGGUGGCGGCGCUGCUGGGCAGCGCGGUGUGGACGGGCGGCGGCCCGGGCAUGAUGCGCGCCGCCAGCGAGGGCGGGCUCAAGGCGGGCGUGCCGGUGGGCGGCAUCCGCAUCAGCCGGGAGGCCGGCACCAACGUGCUCACCAUGGAGGACUACCUGUCCGCGGGGUCGGCCUUCACCUGCAAGUACAUGCCCACGCGCAAGGUGGCGCUGACGGACGCGGGCGUGCGGCUGUUGCCGGAGCAGCGCACCGCUUACGUGUUCCUGCCCGGCGGCCUGGGCACCAUGGACGAGCUGUUCUCCAUCCUGACGCUCAUGCAGCUGGGCAAGCUGGGCUCCAGCCUGCCGGUGCCGUUGCUCAUUGUCAACUGGGACGGCUUCUACGACGGCCUCAUGUCACUGCUGACCGCCUUCGACCAGACCGGCGCCCUGCACGCGUCGGAGGUCCGCCAGGUGAUGGUGGCCAACACCAAUGACGAGGUGCUAGAGUAUCUGGCCCAGUUCUACCAGCUGCCACUGCCCGAGCGGGAGGACCCCGACCAGGAGGCGACAGAAGACUGCGAGGCGGCGCAGGGCGCAGGCGGCCAGGCCGAGAAGGGCGACGAGCAGGCGGCGGUGGCGGCGGCGGCGGCAGAGCUGGCGGCAGAGAGCGAGCUGGACGCCCAGGCCAAGGCGCAGAAGGCCCGAGAGCGCAACAUGGCGGCCUUGGAGCUGGAGGCCAAGCUGGAGCAGCUCGCCACCUCGGACGAGUCCGCAGGAGGCAACGGCGCCAGCCACCACAGCCACGGCACCAGCGCCGCCGGCAACAGCAACGGCCCCUCGGGGCGGCUCACGCCGCUGGAGACGGGCGGCAAGAGCCCGCUGGCAACGGUGCUGGCGGAGGCAGCAUCUGCGGCGCCGGGCUCCGGUGCCAACAGCAGCAAGCACCGCAGCCGGAGGUCGUCGCUCAGCGUGCCCACCAGCGGCCACGCCGUGAGCGCCGAAGACGUGCUGCACCAGCUGCAGCAGCAGCGCUAAGCGUUCUGGUGUGGGAGGCUGGGAGCGGCUGGGCUCUGGGAGGAGAUGGGCGGGCGCCAGGCGGUGAUGUCGGCGCCUGUGGAGACAAGUUAGGCGCUGCGACGCGUGAUCACAACUGUGAGUGGGGGUGUUGUCCGUGAUCAACCGCUGCGAGAACUGGUGGAUUUAAUUGAUGUGAAGAUUUACCGUAUAGGACACGGCGAUUGGCGAACAGUAAGGUGUGCAAGCGUGCACACAGGUGCAGACGCGUGGGACCUUGCUGUGAUAGUUCGGCAGGCGUAAGUGUUCCAGUCUUGCUGGGAGAUGAGGGCGUAUGAGCUCGUGUGGGCUUCGUAACACGCUGGACAAGCGUCAGUGCUCAUGAAAGUGCUGCGGCGGCACACAAGUAUUUGGAAGUGCCAGAACCCCCAGAACACGCCACAUUGCCGCUCCCUUGUUCCCCCUAGCACACGCUAGGAUUGACUAUGUGCUCAAUGGACGAAGCGAAAGAU